This is a messenger RNA of Metarhizium brunneum ARSEF 3297, 7464 nucleotides long. Its product is annotated as Reducing polyketide synthase swnK. Gene Ontology annotation, cellular component: plasma membrane; cytoplasm. Gene Ontology annotation, biological process: fatty acid biosynthetic process; DIM/DIP cell wall layer assembly. Gene Ontology annotation, molecular function: phosphopantetheine binding; fatty acid synthase activity. The record is from RefSeq and is a predicted model, not a curated record. Lineage: Eukaryota; Fungi; Ascomycota; Sordariomycetes; Hypocreales; Clavicipitaceae.
AUGAGUGGCAUCUCAGAUCACGACUACCAAGUCCUGGUCAACGAGUUCAACGCCACUGACGAUAUCUCGCUGCUAGGUAGUCGGCUGGACCAGCUGUUUGAACAAGUGGCGGAUCGCUUUCCAGACAACACAGCCGUGAUUCACAACGAGAAUGAGGUGACCUUUAAACAACUCAAUAGCUCUGCAAAUAUCCUCGCGCGAUGUCUCGCAAAGCGAGGCCUACAACAGGGCGAUGUAGUCGGCCUAGCCGUCUCGCGCUCCAUCGACCUCAUUGCUGCCAUGCUGGCUGUGCUCAAGCUAGGCGCCGCCUAUGUUCCCAUCGACCCGUCAUUCCCCGCCGAGCGCAUCAACCAAAUGGUUGAAGAUGCCGGGCUCAGACUUAUUCUGCUCAGCGGCAGGCCAACCAAGGGCCUUGGGCGUUGGGCAGAUCUAUGCUUGAGCGUGUCCGAGGCAAGAGAUGGCUCAGUCACGGAUGGUACCAACCUCGAAACCGAAAUCCAAAAGCGGGACUUGGCAUAUGUAAUUUAUACAUCUGGCUCGACUGGGCGCCCCAAAGGCGUCGAGAUUAGCCACGGAGCCGCCGCCAACUUUCUGAGCUCGCUGCGCAAGCAUGAGCCUGGUUGCAGCGAGCGUGAUCGCCUUCUUGCCAUCACCACUAUAUCCUUUGACAUGUCGGCCCUGGAGCUAUUAUUGCCACUUGUGUCUGGGUCCGCAAUGGUUAUCGCGAAUACAAGUGCGGUCAAGGAUCCGCGCGAGCUUAUCAGCUUAAUGGCACGCCACAAGGUCACUAUUCUGCAAGCGACGCCCGCAACGUGGACGAUGCUUCUAGAGUCUGGCUGGAAGGGAAAUCCGCGACUAUCCAAAGUCAUUUGCGGCGGGGAGCCGCUCUCUCGCCAGCUUGCAGACCGCCUGCUCGACGCUGCCGAUUCCGUAUGGAAUGUAUAUGGACCGUCCGAGACGACCUACGGAAGCGUGGGCAGAGUCGGGCAGGGCGACAUCGUCGUCGGCAAUCCCGUCGCCAACGGUAGGAUAUAUGUCCUCGACGACAACAUGUCGCCCGUGCCUAUAGGAUCCGAGGGCGAAGUGUACAUUGGCGGCGGCAGCGUGUCCAACGGGUACCGGAACAAAGCUGAGCUCACACGCUCCCGGUUCCUCGUCAAUCCCUUUCAUGGCGGCGUAUUCUUCCGCACCGGCGACCUGGCUCGCUUCAUAGCGCCGGGAAAGCUCCAAGUCGUAGGCCGCAUAGAUGGGGUGGUCAAGAUCCGCGGCCACCGCAUCGACGUGGGCGACAUAGAGGCCGUCUUGGUCGAUCACGCCAAUGUGUCCGAGGCGGUGGUUGUCAGUCGCGAUGAUCGUCUGGUGGCGUAUUGUGUGCUUCAUGCGCCUUGUCACGAUGCAGCCUCCCUAGACGGCAUUCUACGCCCGUGGGUUGCCGAGCGCCUCCCGGCAUACAUGCUGCCGACGUUUUUUGUACAAAUGGAUGCGUUGCCGCUGUCUCCCAGCGAAAAGGUCAACAGGAAGGCGCUCCCUGAUCCGAUAGAGGCGAUGCAGCAUCAAACCAUGAUACAGCCAACCUCUGAGCUGGAGCAGCGGAUACAGGCUAUUUGGUCGGAUAUUCUUGGCCACGAUCGCUUUGGGACAGAAGACAACUUCUUUCGAAUCGGCGGGGAUUCUGUGCGCAUAAUUCGCAUGCAGGCGGCGUUGGAGAAGCAGCUGCACCGGCCGGUACCAACACCAAAAUUAUUUGAGCACUACACGAUCAAGACACUGGCUGCCUAUCUUGCCGGCGCUGGCAGAGAAAACAAUAACGAGUCACAAGCAGUCAGUCAGACGUUUGCUGGCAGUCAUGAGGACAUUGCCAUAGUCUCCAUGGCCUGCCGAUUACCCGGUGGUGUGGCUACGCCAGAGGCUCUCUGGCAGCUACUCCAAAGCGGCGGCGACACGAUUAUCGAUGUGCCCAAGGAUCGUUGGGAUGCAGAUAAACUAUAUAAUGUCGACGCUAACAUUGACGGCACGUCGUAUUGCCGCCGAGGCGGCUUCCUCGACGAAAUAUAUUCAUACGACGCGUCCUUCUUCGGCAUAUCGCCCCGCGAGGCACAGGCAAUGGACCCAACGCACAACCUCAUGAUGGAACUGUGCUGGGAAGGUUUUGAACGAGCCGGCUACACACGGGACCAGCUCAGCGGUAGCGCAACCGGAGUCUUCCUCGGCGUCAGCAACAACGCCACGACAAACGGUACACCGCCAGACCUCGAGGGAUACUCCAUCACAGGAAGCGCCAGCGCCACCAUGUGCGGCCGUCUGUCGUACACCCUCGGCCUCCGGGGGCCAUCUCUCGUUGUAGACACGGCGUGCUCAUCGUCCCUUGUCGCCACGCACCUGGCGUGCAACGCCUUGCGCCAAGGCGAGUGCAGCAUGGCCUUGGCCGGCGGCGUGAGCCUUCUCACCACCCCGGGCAUUCACAUUGAGUUUAGCAAACUCGGCGGGCUUUCGGCAGACGGUCGCUGCCGCGCCUUCUCCGAUGACACGGACGGCACGGGAUUCAGCGAGGGCGCGGCGAUUGUAGUUCUGAAGCGCCUGUCCGAUGCCCGCCGGGACGGCGAUGACAUCCACGCCGUGCUUCGUGGGACCGCCGUGAUGCACGGGGGCUCCAGCGCCGGUCUGACGGCUCCCAGUGGCCCUGGCCAGGUAGCUCUUCUUCGGAAUGCCUUGGCCCGGGCGGCACUGGAGCCAGGGGACAUUGACUACGUCGAGGCGCACGGCACGGCUACCAAGCUGGGCGACCCUAUUGAAGCGACUGCGCUGGCCGAGGUCUUUGGUACGGAGCGCUCCGGCUCGGAUCCUCUGAGAAUAGGCUCGGCCAAGUCCAACCUUGGGCAUACUCAAGCCGCGGCCGGGGUGGUCGGCUUAUUAAAGGUCGUCUUGUCCAUGAAACAUGACACCCUCCCGAGAACAUUGCAUGUGCGGGAGCCCAUGGCAGCAGUCGACUGGAAGCGCGCCAACAUGGAAUUGGUGCUGGCAAAUCGACCAUGGCUGCCAAAUAACAACCGACUACGCCGGGCGGGUGUGAGUGCGUUUGGUAUUGGUGGCACAAACGCCCACGUCAUUGUUGAAGAGUCGCCUACUCCCGCCGUAGAAGAGACUAGCAACAUUGCGCCGCCGUCGCUCCCGGCUACUAUCCCGUUUGUUUUGUCGGGGCAAGGUGAUUCCGCUCUCAGGGCACAGGCGGAGAGGCUCCGACUGCACAUCGAGAGCGGCGCCGGAAAGGACAGCCGCCUGCGUGAUGUGGCCUACUCGCUUGCCACAUGCCGCUCACACCUUCACCGGCGAUUGGUAGUGAUGGCUGGAGACAAGGCAGAGACUCUGGAGAAACUUGCAUCUGUAAGCUCAGGUCCUACCCAACCCCUGAGUGUGAACGAGGUCGGGAGUCCAACAGUAGCAAUGCUCUUCACGGGGCAAGGAAGUCAAUUGCCAGGAAUGGGCAAAGAUCUGUAUGCUGUCUAUCCCGUUUUUCGGGAUGCACUCGACGAAAUUGCCACAAAAUUCACAGAUUUGGAGCGGCCCCUUCUCGACAUCAUGUGGGCCGAAUCGGGAAGCGAGAAUGCUGCCCUGCUGAGCCGUACAGAUUUUGCCCAGCCCGCCCUGUUUGCCCUGGAAGUUUCCCUCUGGAAGCUGUGGCAGAGCUGGGGCGUGAAGCCCGACUUUUUGCUCGGCCACAGCGUGGGGGAGCUUGCCGCCGCUCAUGCAGCAGGAGUGUUGGACUUGUCGGAUGCUUGCCGGCUUGUCAUGAUGCGCGGUCGUCUGAUGCAGGCUAUCCCUCGCCAGGGCAAGAUGGCAUCAGUGGAAGCUAGCAGCGCCGAGGUCAGCGCCGCGAUUCAAGAACUAGGACAGCAUGACAAGGUGGAAAUCGCAGGCUACAACACGCCCUUGCAGACGGUUAUAUCAGGAGACGUGGAGGCUGUUGAGGCCAUCUUCGACCAUAUGCAAAGUUUAGGACGCAAGACAAAGCUGCUUGAUACGAGCCACGCCUUCCACUCGUUCCACAUGGACGGUAUGCUGGAUGACUUGAGGGCCUUGGCCCAAAAUAUCCGGUUCAGCCCACCCAAGAUGCGCAUAAUUAGCAGCAUGACUGGUCGAUUAGCCGGGUCAGAUGAGCUUGAACGGGCCGAGUAUUGGGUUCAGCAGGCUCGCAAUGCUGUCCGGUUCAGCGACGCCUUCCAAACGCUGGCCGGCCAGGGCGCAAAUGUCUUUCUGGAACUUGGACCCAGUGCAAUGCUUUGCGGCUUGGGCGCGGCAUGCCUCGCCGAUCCUGGUCAAGUCGGCGCUGCCCUCUGGCUGCCCUCUUUAAAGCCAAACGCGGAUGGGCCGUCGGUCAUCCAAAGCAGUCUCGGCGAGCUACACGUCCGACAUGUGCCGGUGGAUUGGGCUGCAUAUUUCAAGCCUUUUGGCUGCAAAAGAGUCAUGCUGCCCACAUAUGCCUUUCAGCGGGAGGAUUUCCGGCCCGCAAACAAAGCCAUUUGGUUUGAUGUCGUGUCACCCAGCACUGGGACCGAUGCCGCGCCGAGAGUGCAAGACAUGAUGUUUGAAAUCAACUGGCGUCGCGUCGAAACUAAAAGCAUCCAGCCCCGCGGUGCGUGGGGCCUUCUCUGCCCGUCGGGAGAGACUGCGUGGACAACAGAGGCACAAAGGGCCUUGUUAGCCACGGGUAUGCAGUUGGUGGCAGUGAGCGAGCCUCAUGAGGCCGACCAGCUCGACGGCUUGCUGACUCUGUGGGACUCUGACGCCGACACUGUCCAGAUGGCACACAGGGUCACUGCAGUAGCGCUGGCUCAGUUGCAAGAGGCGAUCCGAACUGGCCUUGGCGCGCCCAUAGUAUGGGUCACCCGGCAUGCCGUGGGUGCUGGAGCCGACGACCGGCCCGUCAAUAUCGGCGCCGGGCCGUUGUGGGGCCUCAUGCGCGCCGCUCGGAGUGAGCAUCCGGAGCUGCGGCUGCGAUUGAUCGACGUCGAUGAGGAGACGGACCGCGCCUCCCUCAGCCAAGCGCUGAUGCUGGCCGAUCAGACAGAGAUUGCUGUCCGCAGAGAACAGCUGCUAACGCCCCAUAUGGAGCGCGCUGGCCCGGCCGCACCAUUGCCAGUCGGACAACCAUUCGUUCGAACCGACGGCGCUGUGUUGGUCACGGGCGGCCUGGGUGAUCUCGGAAGCCGCGUAGCCCGUAGACUGGCCACCGCCCAUGGGGUUCGUGACCUUGUUCUGGUGUCGCGGCAGGGGACGAAUUCCCCCGGUGCCGACGCACUCGUCGCCGAGCUGGCUGAACUGGGUGCCACAGCCACCAUAGUUGGCUGCGACUUGGCAGACCUUGACAGUGUCGGAUCAGUUGUGCAGUUAUUUACACCGGAUCGGCCUUUACGCGGUGUAGUUCACGCUGCCGGGGUUGUUGACUCGGGCAUUCUGUCAUCCUUGACUGCUCGCAAGUGUGCCGCGGUUUUCGCGCCAAAAGUCGACGGCCUAUGGAAUCUGCACCAACUGACCAAGCACAUGGACUUAGACCUGUUCAUGAUGUUCUCCUCCAUAUCUGCUAUCAUCGGCCUACCGGGCCUAGGCAACUAUGCCGCCGCCAACUCCUUCAUCGACUCGCUCGCACACCUGCGACGAGCGCAGGGCCUGCCAGCCAGCUCUGUGGCCUACGGCACGUGGGCUGGAGACGGCAUGGCGACGACUCUCGUCCCAACUACCCGCGCCCAUCUCGCGCAGCUCGGACUGGGUUUCCUCCCGCCGGAAGCCGGAUUAGAGAUUUUCGAGCAAGCCGUGUAUCAAGGCCGCGCGCUGACGGUAGCGGCGGUCCUUGAUUUACAGCGUCUCGGGGCCUAUUACGAAGAGCAAGGCGGUGUCCCCCCCUUGUUGCACUCGAUGCUGGGCGGAACAAAGGUCCAGAAGCCGGCUGAUGAGGUCGUCAACUUGCGCGACUUGUUGGCAGACGCUUCUCCGGAAAAGUAUGGCAGCAUCGUGUUGCACAUGGUCCAAGAAACAAUUGCCAAGGCAUUAGGGUACACGAGGACCGAGGACGUCGACGCCAGUCGACCCAUGCACGAAUUGGGGAUUGACUCUCUGACAGCAAUUCUGACUCGCAACCAUCUGGCGACAUUAACGGGAAUGGCAUUGCCACCCAACAUUGCCCUGCUCUACCCCAAUCUCAAGUCGCUCAGCGAGUUCCUGUUGUGCCGGUUGCUGGACGAUGUCGAGGGCAGCACGUCCAGUCCAUCAGAUACCGAUGGCGCAACACCAAGCACGCCAACGUCGGCCGCUUCUUGCGUCGACAUGGCAGACAUCCGAAGGGGCGUUCUUGAUUCCACAUUCCAGUUCAACAACCCUGUUUCUCCUGGUGUCCCCGAGACCGUGUUCGUGACUGGCGCAACCGGCUUCGUCGGCGCCUUCAUGAUACACGAGUUUCUUCAAAGACGCAUAUCAGUGUACUGCCUCGUGCGUGCCAGCGGCUCUCAAGAGGCGCAGCAACGCAUGAUUGCCACGCUAAAGCAAUACGGCCUCUGGCGGCCCGAGUACGAGCCGCUGCUUGUCUCGGUGGCCGGCGAUCUCUCCCAGCCCCUACUGGGCCUCGGCGAGGUCGUCUUCGACGACUUGGCGAGCCGCGUCGACGCCAUUCUCCAUUCAGGCGCUCUUGUAGACUGGAUGCGCCCGCUGGACGACUACAUUGGCCCCAACGUCCUCGGCACGCACGAGGUCCUGCGUCUGGCGUCUUGCGGCCGUGCCAAGGCCAUCCAUUUCAUAUCCACCAUUUCCACGCUGCCCAUCCAUGCGGGCUACGGCCUUGCAGAGCACGACGGCGAGUACGGCUACGGCACGUCCAAGUACCUUGCUGAAAAAAUGGUUGUGGCCGCUCGUUUCCGCGGCGCAAAGGCAUCGUCCUAUCGGUUGCCGUUUGUGGCUGCCUCGGCUGCCAGUGGCCGCUUUAGACUUGAUCGUGGCGACUUUUUGAAUAAUCUCGUUACGGGAAGUCUGGACCUGGGCGCUUUUCCCUUGAUCAAUGCCGACUUGUCCUCUGUGCUGCCGGUCGACUAUCUGUGCGGGACGAUUGCUGCCAUCAUGACCGAGGACCAGGAGCGAGUAGGCGAGGACUAUGACUUUGUUAACCCGCAGGCACCUACAUUCAAGCACUUCUUUGAAAUGAUUUGCGCUGUAGGCGGUGGCAAAGAGACGGUUUCCUUUGGUGAGUGGCACCGCCGCGCGCUCGAGUAUGCGGCCGCCCACCCGACAAGUUCGCUGGCCCGUAUUGCUACUGUUCUUGAUGGCUACAAUGAUAAAACUGUAGGUAGCUUGGUGAGUGGGAGUCCGGUCGGUAAGCAUGUAUUAGGACUGGAUGCGUAUCGGGCCCCGCCGUUGGAUGAGGAAUACGUCCGCAGGUAUGUGCAUUGCAUUGAGGCGGCAAGGGCUAAAAUGCGUUCGUGA